Molecule: messenger RNA, 1780 nt
Organism: Erigeron canadensis
Lineage: Eukaryota; Viridiplantae; Streptophyta; Magnoliopsida; Asterales; Asteraceae
Product: PR5-like receptor kinase
Exons: 2
Coding region: 1-1467 (488 amino acids)
Biological process (GO): protein phosphorylation
Molecular function (GO): ATP binding; protein kinase activity
Source: RefSeq, a predicted model, not a curated record
AUGCAAGACUGUAACCCUCUAUCUACUCUAGUUGACACUGCAGACAAACUUGGUGCUCAUGCAGGUGUUCCCUUUGAUGAUCCUACAUUGUAUCGUAGUUUGGCCGGUGCUCUUCAGCCUCUAACAUUUACUCGCCCGGAUAUCUCGUAUGUCGUUCAGCAGGUGUGCAUGCACAUGCAUGCUCCUCAUAAUGAUCACUUUAUUGCAUUAAAACGCAUCUUGCGUUAUGUCAAGGGGACUCUUGAUAUGGGUAUAUGGAUGCGGUCAUCUUCUUUGUCUACACUUAUUGCUUACACUGAUGCUGACUUGGCUGGUUGCCCUGACACUAGGCGUUCUACAUCCGGGUAUUGCUUUUCAUGUGGCGCCAUCGCGGGAAUCUUCCUCCUCUUGCUUGUAAAACUUUGUCAAAAAAAAAGAUUAUGGGAAACUAGAGAGUACGCAAAUCAUGAAGUAGAAAUCUUCAUAAAGAAUUAUAGAACUCUGGCACUAAAAAGAUUCAACUAUUCGGAAAUUAAGAGAAUCACAAACUCAUUCGUUGAGAUUCUUGGAAAAGGAGCGUUUGGGAGUGUGUACAAAGGACAAUUACCAGAUGGGCAACUAGUUGCAGUGAAGCUUUUAGCUGAAACUCAGGGAGAUGGAGAAGAUUUUAUUAACGAAGUUGCUAGCAUUGGUAGAACUUCUCAUGUCAACAUAGUCACACUCUUAGGAUUCUGCAUCGAGGGAAAGAAGAGAGCCCUGAUGUACGAGUUCAUGCCAAACGGUUCAUUGGAUAAGUUUCUAUGUCGCGACAGCUCUCAUUUGGACUGCAACACCUUAUUCCAAAUUGCAAAAGGGAUUGCACGGGGUCUGGAGUACCUGCACAGAGGUUGUAACACAAGAAUCGUGCACUUUGACAUAAAGCCUCACAACAUUCUGUUGGAUGAAGAAUUCAUCCCAAAAAUAUCUGAUUUCGGACUAGCUAAGUUGUGCAAGACAAAAGAGAGUAUUGUGUCUGUAAUGGGUGCAAGAGGUACUGCAGGAUACAUGGCCCCUGAAGUAUUUUUCAAGUACCUUGGAGGGGCAUCUCACAAAUCUGAUGUGUAUAGUUUUGGGAUGAUGGUUCUUGAAAUGACAGGUGCCCGUAAAAACAAUAAAGUUAGUGCAACUAGCACAAGUAGUGAAGCAUAUUUUCCUGAUUGGGUAUACAUGCAGAUAGAAAGUGGAAGCAAUCUAGGGGAUAAUGGCAGGGUGACAACUGAAUAUGAAGAGGAAUUAGUGAAGAAAUUGAUGAUAGUGGGUCUGUGGUGCAUUCAGUCUGAUCCAUCAGAUCGACCACCCAUAAGUAAAGUAGUCGAGAUGUUGGAAGGAAGCAUUGAAUUAUUGCAGGUUCCGCCUAGACGUUUUUGGUCAUCUCCAUCAAGACCUGCCCAACACACUUCCCCAUCAGCCACACAAAGUUCAAGUGGUGAAAUACUAUCAAGAGAAUAGUGAAUGAUUUUUCUACACCCUUGGGUCCAAAAGCCAAGUAGCUCACCUUUUUCAAGUUUCUACGGACGUCAGAUUCUGUUGAACAAACUAACUUGGAAGAGAUGAGUUUUAUUGAAUAUUGUACUAUGUAUAUAUACCUAGUACAAACUCAACGGAAACAAAACCUAAGAACACAUAUCAAGGACACAAGAAUCACACUGAGGGAAACUUUUUACAAAUAGUAAGUACAUGCCAUAUAUAGACAUUGUUCCACAAUAUCAUUAUUCUCCCAAAUCUGCAUACUGGACUUCCAAAGACACCUUGAAAUAUAUUA